Molecule: messenger RNA, 2494 nt
Organism: Aspergillus wentii DTO 134E9
Lineage: Eukaryota; Fungi; Ascomycota; Eurotiomycetes; Eurotiales; Aspergillaceae
Exons: 1
Coding region: 161-2314 (717 amino acids)
Source: RefSeq, a predicted model, not a curated record
CUUGGAUCAGAUAGAUCUCUCAGUCAUGACGCUGGGCCGAUGAUCGCUUCAGAUAUGAAAAUCUCUUUAUAACACCCCCUACAUCCCUUGGCUGCUCAAAUGCAGUGCGUUGCUGCCGCAGCUCCAAAACCAACCUUUGCGCCCGUGCCAUUCCUCCCAGAUGCCACUCCGAAGACCAGCCUCCCCGCUCUCGCUCGAAGUCUGCCCGCUUUCGACCUCCGAUUUGGAUAGUGAUGGGUUUAUUGGUUCUGAUGAUGAGCAGGAUGAGCCUGCCCGUACUGCACAACGCCAGCGGAUUGAGAAGCUUGCCGAGGCGUACCUCCAGGGCACUCCUCUCUUUAUCCUUUCCGCUUCCCUCAAAGGACCUUUUGAGAAAAACUGGGUGAAUCCAUGGAAAAAGAACAGGAAGCGCACCACAAAUGCAGAGCGUCAUCAAGAGGCCGAGCCCGAAGAUCUGGUGAUACAGGAGACCGAUCCGCGGAAACGGAAACACGUCUAUGAUUUGCAGGAAGAGCCUCAGGAGUCAAGGUCAUCCUCGAUCGUUCGACCGCAGCCAGCAUCUACACACUCACAUCGUGGAGAAGCAAAGAAACAAAAACACCAGAAGCCACGGAAGGAGAACCAUAGUCGGGAGUCAGCAUCCACACAUGGCACACCAAAGAGAGCUUUACCUUGGUCUGAUUCGACCUCACGAUUGGAAGACGUCACAACAUCCAAGGACAAGGACACUAGCUGGUUAAAGAAAGACCGUAAACAAAUUGGAUUCCAUGAUUUCGACCCUCCUACUUCUCCUACGACACAGUUCUCUGCCCGUUACUCAGAUACAAAAAGCCGUUCGGUCAGAAGCUCCCCUCUCAAACAGCAAUCUGCAGCCCCCAGUCCUGUCCAGAAUUGGAACUAUGGAGAACCGGAUUCAAAGAAGGAUACGCACUCCCAGGUGCAUACAAACCCACCCGCUUCUCGCUCCGAUGAUCAUGCACCAAAACCCAUUGGAUCUCUACCUUCGAGACCGCAGCGUAGUUCGCAUUCAGAACGGACCGAUAAUCCUUCUGAAGCUCUCAACCCAGAGACUUCAUUAUGUGUUGUAUCAUCUUCAUCUCAACUACCAAAGUUUGAAUAUCGCAGGCGGAAGUACCCUCUACAUGAUAAAGAACAUUCACGGUCCCCAUCUACCAAAAGCCCAGCAAAAAGACCAGAAAAGCCACGCUUAAGUCCAUCGAAGCCCACCGAAGAUGUGACCCGUCCGGAUCCACAGGGACAGACUGCUAUAAAGCCACCACCAUCGGCAGAGACCAAGGAGCCUGCCCAAGCGGAAACCGACCAGUAUACCCGGUGCACCUUUACUUCAACCCGAGAUUCUAAUGCUAUCGACAACAAGUCCGGCUCAAACCUGGGCAAGGCACAGCUCGCAAGCCACACCACUGGAGGGAAUACAAGUGAUAGGUUUCCUUCCGCUCAGCAAGUGCCACAGUUUCCUGGCAUCGUGGAUAAUAUAACAUCCUUGCAUUCGACGGUAGUCCCACAGGGUGAUUCUGAAUAUGACGGAGACACUAGCCCGGAUAUGUAUUUCUCUACACAGGCAGCUGUUCUACGCGCACAGAAGUCUUUCCAGGACGAUCUGGAGAGUCCAGAACGGGAUCAUCCAGCAACCUCGGCAAGGAAGCGACGUGCCUCUCGAUCUCCCUCUGGCUCAGCAAAUUCGAAAAACAUAACGCCAUUUCAUCGACUGAAUACACUCAGUGAAUUCGCCAAUCGCGAUCAAUCAAAACCAGCUGGGGCAGAGGGGCCGCCGAUGAUGAGCACCCAAUGCAUUAUCGAAUCUGUCACUCCCUUCACGUUUAGUACAGAAAAGAAACCAAAAGCUCGGAUUGACUCAUCGUCAAGGACGAAAUCGAGUAGCAAGAAACGGAAGAAGACCAGUUUUCAAAUGUCGUCAUCCCCGACACCCAGAGAUCAACAUUCGUCCAUAGAAGAUGAAAACGGUUCUGAGAGUUCGAGCUCUUCGCCAGAAACAGACCUUCAUACCCACCCCGAGCUCAACGCACAUUCAGGAAUCAAUCAAUCAGACACUCAAACAACCGGGUUACCAUUGACCUUGGAGGGAUCAACCCUGACUGCGGCACAGGACGGUCAAGGAGGCAUGGUUGGUGCUGAGAGCUUUAAUCUUAGCCAAGCUAUUGCGGAUGCUGGAAGCUGGUUACAACAGAGUUUCGAUGUCAACAAAGAAAUCCAGCAAUGCAGCAGUAAAAAGCCUGGGCCAUCUUCAUCAACAGACCAACAGCGGCCUGCACCGAGCUUGGAUGCUAUCCAAUAGUCAUUUCUUGGGCAUGAAUUGAUUAUCUUGAAAAGCGGGUUUGUCAAGGGAUUUUGUGACUUACCUUGGUAUAUGAGAUGUUGUAACGAGCGAUUAUUUUUUUUUUUUUUCUUUUCUUAGCAUUUGCAUAGCACCUGGAUACCUUUUGAUAGAGAUAUAGAGAUGCAUGAGCUGGGCUUU